Messenger RNA from Ochotona curzoniae (black-lipped pika), 2229 nucleotides. It is a transcript of the gene CDC14B, whose product is annotated as cell division cycle 14B. Gene Ontology annotation, molecular function: protein tyrosine/serine/threonine phosphatase activity; protein serine/threonine phosphatase activity. Lineage: Eukaryota; Metazoa; Chordata; Mammalia; Lagomorpha; Ochotonidae. The coding region runs from base 27 to 1586 and encodes 519 amino acids. Gene Ontology annotation, biological process: microtubule cytoskeleton organization; cilium assembly; regulation of exit from mitosis. Gene Ontology annotation, cellular component: centrosome; spindle pole; nucleolus. The record is from RefSeq and is a predicted model, not a curated record. The transcript has 15 exons.
CCUGACGGGCUGCAGCCGUCGUCCCCAUGAAGCGGAAGAGCGAUCGGCGGCCGAGCUGGGCCGCCGCGCCCCCCUGCUCGCGGCGCUGCUCGUCCACCUCGCCCGGCGUCAAGAAGAGCCGCAGCUCCACGCCGCAGGAGCUGCACGACCUGGACCAGGACGACCUGUACCUGGACAUCACCGAUCGCCUUUCUUUUGCCAUUCUCUACAGCAGACCAAAGAGUGCAGCCAAUGAACAUUAUUUCAGCAUAGAUAAUGAACUUGAAUAUGAGAACUUUUAUGCAGACUUCGGACCACUCAAUCUGGCAAUGGUUUACAGAUAUUGUUGCAAGAUAAAUAAGAAAUUAAAGUCCAUUACAAUGCUAAGGAAGAAAAUUAUUCAUUUUACUGGCUCAGAUCAGAGAAAACAAGCAAAUGCUGCUUUCCUUGUUGGAUGUUAUAUGGUUAUAUAUUUGGGGAGAACUCCAGAAGAUGCAUAUAGAAUAUUAAUCUUUGGGGAUACGUCCUAUAUCCCUUUCAGAGACGCUGCCUAUGGAAGUUGCAAUUACUAUAUUACACUGCUUGACUGUUUCCAUGCGGUAAAGAAGGCGAUGCAGUACGGCUUCUUUGAUUUCAACACGUUCAACCUUGAUGAAUAUGAGCAUUAUGAGAAAGCAGAAAAUGGAGAUUUGAAUUGGAUCAUACCAGGCCGGUUUAUUGCCUUCUGUGGACCUCACGCAAGAUCCAGGCUUGAAAGUGGUUACCACCAACAUUCUCCAGAAACGUACAUUCCGUAUUUUAAGAAUCACAACGUCAGCACCGUUAUUCGCCUGAAUAAGAGGAUGUAUGAUGCGAAACGCUUCACGGAUGCAGGCUUUGACCACCACGACCUUUUCUUUGCGGAUGGCAGCACCCCUACUGAAGCCAUUGUCAAAGAGUUUCUGGAUAUCUGUGAAAAUGCCGAGGGCGCCGUUGCUGUUCACUGCAAAGCGGGCCUCGGCCGAACGGGCACUCUGAUAGCCUGCUACAUCAUGAAGCAUUACAGGAUGACGGCAGCCGAGACCAUUGCCUGGCUCAGAAUCUGCAGGCCUGGUUCCGUGAUCGGGCCUCAGCAGCAGUUCCUGGUGAUGAAGCAAACGAGCCUGUGGCUGGAAGGCGACUAUUUCCGUGAGAAGUUGCGCGGGCAGGAGAACGGGCAGCACAAAACGUCCUUCUCCAGGCUGGUCUCUGCCGUCGAUGACAUCUCCAUCCACGGGGUGGAGAACCGAGACAAGCAAGAAGCAGAACCGUACAGCGAUGACGACGGCGUGAACGGCGUGACGCAAGGCGACAGGCUGCGGGUUCUGAAGAGCCGAAGACAGCCAAAGACCAAGGCCAUCCCCCUCACAGUAAUUCUGCAGUCCAGUGUUCAGAGCCGUAAACCGUCUGAACCUGACGCUCCUGGCAAUGCUGGCAUUGCUCACAGAGCCACCAGGUCUGCUUCAAGGAGGAGCAGUUUGAAAAGCCUGGUUCCGCAGAGGGACAGAAGGAAAAGGAGUGCUUUGCGACAAGCGCCCGUGGCGGCAUGCUGUCCCUCCAUUUCAAGGACUAAAACAGUCUUGCGCUAAAGUAAGGAGGACGGCUGUGGGAGCAGCAAGCCGUGACCAGACUUGGCACAGCUCCUCCGUGAUGAAAACAGUUCCAGCAGCCGUAGGCACUUUCCACCUAAGAAGUUGAUCUCAGUGAAGACAGCGGCCGCUGGAGCUGGAAUCGAACUCGUGACUUGCUGAGUUGGGCUGGUGAGCGGGCGCUUUGAAGAAGCGCCCAGCUCUGUAGCCUCAGCUCACGUGGAACUGCAGAAAAGCUGUUGUGAAUUCAGUCUCAGGUGUAAAUACGUGGGCCCUCUGGGGUACAGAGCGUCCCCUGCUGCCGCCCACCCGUGCAGUGUGCGUGGGUGCGUGCGUGCGUGCGUGUGAGUGUGUGUGUGUGUGUGUGUCCUGCGAUGGCAAUCAGGCAGGCCCCCGGCCUGGGGGAGACCGGAGGCCCCCGGCGAUGCUUCUCGAAUGUGAUGACAAUUUCACAUUCGUGCAUCUGUCGCACAGUGGGGACAUUAACUCCGUGAAAUGCCCCAAGCUGCUCGUCUUCCACCAAAGUGCUUUAUUACCCCGUCUGUGGAAGCCAGCACGCGUGUCCUGGCGUCCGGGUCGGCUUCUGCUCCGGAGAGCGGGUGAGCAAGCGCCUUCCAUCAGCAACUCGGGAGACAAGCCGGAC